Messenger RNA from Clarias gariepinus (North African catfish), 3506 nucleotides. RefSeq names its product ubiquitin specific peptidase like 1 (gene uspl1). Lineage: Eukaryota; Metazoa; Chordata; Actinopteri; Siluriformes; Clariidae. The record is from RefSeq and is a predicted model, not a curated record. The coding region runs from base 304 to 3063 and encodes 919 amino acids. Gene Ontology annotation, cellular component: Cajal body. Gene Ontology annotation, molecular function: SUMO binding. Gene Ontology annotation, biological process: Cajal body organization; protein desumoylation. The transcript is spliced from 10 exons.
AUUACACGACCGGAAGUAGAACGUUGGCCCCGCGUGAGAGGCUGCGUACAAAUGGAGGAUUGAGAUGCCGGCGUGCUGUGUCUGCCAGUCAAAUGUCUGACAAUCGCCGGUUUUUAUUUUGUCUCUUCCUUGGUCAAUUUAGAGGCUUUAGGUAUCAAUGUCAGGUGGAGAUUAAGUGCGUGUUGAAGGUGAUCAGUCAAAGGAAUGGACACUCCUGCCACUGUUUCCGUUGAGUGUGUGCGAGCGAGAGAGCACUUAACCAUGUUACAUUUUUAAAAGUUAUGAGAAGAUGAGGACACAUUCAUGCUGAUGCUGAGGUCAUGGCGAAGCGAUCCAUCCUAUAAAAGUGAACGGAAUGAAGGGCCAAUGAACGGUGAAGGCUGUGAUCUAAGUGUGCCAAGCCCAGCGCUGGCAGGGUAUUUGGGAAAUGCUGAGAAUAGAGGGGUGGUAAGUGGAGCCUGCCCUUGGUGUUCUGCAAAAGGACAACUAAAUGUUCUUCGCUCAUAUGCAUUCAACUUUAAAGAAUCCAUCAUGCUCUGUACUAGUCCGCUGUGCCUUUUCCCUCUAGUUAGUGGGCCCUUGGACAGUAUCCAUGCCAUCCUUUCUUCAUCUCAAGAUGUACAGGGAUGCAAGAGGAAGUUCUGUUUCACACUAGAGACUGGAGACCAUGAUCCAUCCCCCAAGCACCGAAAGAAAGAAGGGCUGAACAUUUUGACAGAUGUAAAAUGCCAAAGUUUGGGUUUUGGUGACUGCAGAGUGUCUGCAAUGUCAGUUAAAAAUGAAUUGUUAAUCAAUGAUCAUAAGAAGCAGCAAGAGGUUGAAAAUGCUUUCAGGAAUACUGAGGCCUUUUGUGUCAAUAGUGGGGAUUCAGGAUUCUCUAAUGAUGCACAAAUGGAGGAGCCUGUAUCUAGCUGUCAGGCCAAUAUGUGGAAGGUACCAUCAAUGGAUGCAGCUGUGCAAGGUUUCAUACAGAUGGUACCUACAUGGCAACAUUUGUUUUGGAAAAAUAAGGAUAACUUGUGUUGGUUAGAUUCCAUGCUUGUGGCACUUGUACACUCCAGGAUACUUAGAGAAGCAUCUUAUGAAAAUGUAUGCUUGACUGACAAAUUCCCCUGCAAAAAUUAUACUGUGAAGAACUUGUGUGCAACAUACAAAACAUUAUGUACAUAUAUUAAAGCCAAGGAACAACAGUGCCAAGACAACAUUUUACGAUUGCCUUUUGAUGAUCGCCAGAAAGUAGAGCAAGAGUUGGAAGCUCUUCGGAUGUCUGUCUUUCAGUUUCUUCACCCAAAGCUUCAGUGUGAAUUGGGUCUGAAGAAGACACCAGUCUUUGCACUUCCACUUCUCCUUAGGUCAGAUGACUGGGCUUACAGUCUUUUCCAGCAUACUGGUCAGUGGGAAUUUAUUUGCACAUGCUGUGGAUACAAUUUCAGCACAAGCAUUGAGGAGACUGUAACAACUUUUACACAGGUUAUGUCUGAUUGGCACCCACUAAGAGCAGUGCACACAGCUCAAUGCAGCAACUGUAAUAACAAAAACCAGAUGAGGAAAUUGGUCUUACAGAGAAUUUCUUCAGUGCUUGUACUACACUUUAUGAAGGGACUACCACAAAGAGACCUCUCCAAGUAUGCAUUUGAUUUUCAAGGCACACACUACAACGUCAGCACUAUUAUACAGUACAGUGAACAGCAUGAGCACUUUGUCACAUGGAUUCAUCAACCAGAUGGAUUAUGGCUGGAAUUUGAUGAUUUGAAGUACCCCCACUGCAUAACCCACAGGAGGUUUACUCUCCCAGCCAGUCAGUUCCACCUCAUCUUCUGGGAGGCAAGUUCGAGAGAGGAGUCCAAGCUUCCUGAUGAUAAUCCUAUUCAGGGAAUGAGUAAUGUGGUUGAUGUCUUUCAAGAUGCAACUAAUUCUACACCUGAUGACACAUGCAUUAUAGAGGCCUUGACUGAAAAAGACAAUGAGUCUGUCAGUACCUGGGAUACUUCAAUAGGCAGUACAACAUUGAUUGAAACGUUUGAGGGCCUUUCACAUAGUGACAUUGUCACACUUACUUUGGUUGAGGUCAAAGUAGAUUCUGCAGAAAACUCUCUCUCAAAUUCCCAGGAAACAGUAACAGGGCCAGCUGUGUCUAGUGGCCCAGAAGCAUCUCAUCUUCUAGACAAAAACUCUUUGGAUCAAAUUUCAUGCAAUGAAAAAAGCAAAGUUUGUGUUCAGAAAGUUUCACCUGCAACAGAAAUAUCUCUUCCCUCUGUGUUAAAAGCAUCAGACUUGGUAGAACCUCCAAAAGUAAGCAAAUGUCCAACUGCCCUUUGCUCUUCAAACCCCAAUACCUCCAACCUAUCUUUAUUUUAUCUGCACCCUUCCCACCAGUCAACACCAUUACCCCUUCAUACCAUGAAUCAAAAAGAUAGCUUACGAACUGAUGCCAAUGAGGCCCUCCUGGCCAAACCUGCUGAGCUCUUUGGUGGAUAUAGAGCAAAGACUCAUCCAAGUCCAGUUUUACCUGGAGGACUUUUAAGACAUCCAUUAGUGAAAUUGCCCACUGUUUCACCAAAGCCAUUUAACCCUGGUGGCAACGUGUCUGUGAGGCCAUGUUCCAUGCUAAUGAAAUCUAGCCAGAACAUCCCAAUUUCAUCCCAAUCAAAGAUGGUAUUGUCCACUGAAACUCUCAGACUAAAACUCAUGAAAAGGCUCAAAGCCAAAAAGAAGAAGCUGGCAAAGUUAAAUAAACUGCUUAGUAUAGAAGAUGGCGAGUCUACUCCCAGGCCAGACAGCACAGAUGUUUCCUCCCCAUACUCAGUCACCUCUAGUACAUCAGCAUAUGAUAGCCCAGCAUUUGAUGAUUUCUUUGCUGAGCUUUUAUCUCCAGCCAUGAGCAGCACCAGCAACCUGUCACCUGAUAGCACAGGCCUUUUGGAUGUAUUAACCAACAGCCUUAAUGCUGGGACAUCGGAAAGCAGCCCCCAGAGAAACUCUACAACAGCUCCUUAUCUUUCAGUUCCUCUUUUAAAUGAUUUAUCUUCCAGUGACAGCUUUCUUGAUGAAUUAAUCUCAUGAUCAAGGGAGUAGCAAUCUGUAAUUGAGAGUGUUUAAUUUAAUGCUUUGGCUAUAUUUCUUAAGUCAGUUUGGGGUUUUUUUUUGAAGUGGGGCGGGGUGUUCUAAAAAGCUGUGCAACAUUUAGGGCCUGUCAUAGACUAUAGGGAUUCAUAUUUUUGGCUCCAACUUCCUGUUAUUACUUUGCGUCUUCCAUCCAACUUGGGUGGAGGGGGAAUUCUGCUUCGGCAAUCAAGGGCUGAUUCUUGGAAAUGAAAAUAAUUUAGUUUGUAAUGUGUGUAGGAUUUUGUACAUUUUAAGGUAAUGUUUCACUAUCCUGGCCAUACGCAAUGAUUUUUGUAAAAUAAAAAAAAAAUAUUUGUCAUUUUACUGUGCUGUCUAGUUUAGGCCAAAAAAAAUGAAGUAAAAUAAGUUGCUUUAGCUAAAAUUAGUAUUUUGAAUGCUAC